Molecule: messenger RNA, 1670 nt
Organism: Triticum aestivum (bread wheat)
Lineage: Eukaryota; Viridiplantae; Streptophyta; Magnoliopsida; Poales; Poaceae
Product: monooxygenase 2
Exons: 5
Coding region: 344-1540 (398 amino acids)
Molecular function (GO): FAD binding
Source: RefSeq, a predicted model, not a curated record
CGUGGACGGCCGCCGCGGUGGACCAAAGUCAGAGCUCUCCUUCCUUCCUUCCCCGUCGCGUCCAGCAGAAAGAAAGAAUCCGGUCAUCCAACUCCAUGAUCCAUCCAAUUCGUCACGUGAAGAUGAGAUGAUCACCUCACCUCCAUCGGCCGCCCUUCCAGCCACCUUCCAAUCUCAACCUGAUUCCAAUCCAUGCUGUUGUUAUAAAUACGUCACACAGUGAAGCUCCUGGUUCUUCCAUCAGAUCCCCUCUUCUCUCUCUCUCUCUCUCUUCUUCUUGCUCUAGCACUCUUCGCUGCUCUGUUCCUUCCGGCUAACACCGGCUACGCCCACCCCACGGUGGAUGGAGGGCGUCGAGGAGAUCGUCAUCGCCGGCGCCGGGCUCGCCGGCCUCGCGACGGCCCUGGGAUUGCACAGGAAAGGGGUGAGGAGCGUGGUGCUGGAGUCGUCGGCGACGCUGCGGGCGUCGGGGUACGCCUUCACCACAUGGACCAACGCCUUCCGCGCGCUGGAUGCCCUGGGCGUCGGGGACAAGAUCAGGGAGCACCAUCUGCUUUACGAGAGGCUGGUGGCCUUCUCUGCAUCCACAGGCGAGGCUGCCGCAAAACUGAGCCUAAAGAUGCAGGGCAAAAGCGGGCCUCACGAGAUUCGGUGCGUGAAGCGCAACUUCCUGCUGGAGACGCUGGAGAAUGAGCUGCCGGAGGGCACCAUCAGGUACUCCUCCAAGAUCGUCGCCAUCGAGGAAGAGGGCAACGUCAAGCUCCUGCACAUGGCCGACGGCUCCACCAUCAGAGCCAACGUUCUUGUGGGGUGCGACGGAGUGAACUCGGUGGUGGCGAGGUGGCUGGGCCUGCCCAAGCCGAUCCUCUCGGGGCGGUCCGCCACCAGGGGCCUCGCCGAGUACCCGGACGGCCACGGCUUCGGCCCCGAGAUGCUGCAGUUCAUCGGGCAGGGCUUCCGCUCCGGCGUGCUCCCCUGCUCCGACACCUCCGUGUACUGGAACUACACCUGGUACCCGUCCCCGGCGGACGGGGACGCGGAGGAGAGCGUGGACAAGAUGCGGCAGCACGUGCUGGCCAGGCUUCGGGCCGCCAAGAUCCCGGCGGAGGCGCUGGACGUGAUCGAGCGGAGCGAGAUGAGCGACGUGGUGUCGUCGCCGCUGCGGUUCCGGUCCCCGCUGGCGCUGGUCCGGGGCAGCAUCUGCCGGGGCGGCGUGUGCGUGGCCGGCGACGCGUUCCACCCGAUGACCCCGGAGCUCGGGCAGGGCGGCUGCGCGGCGCUCGAGGACGGCGUCGUCCUCGCCCGGUGCCUCGGCGAGGCCUUGGGCGCCGGCGGGCACGGGAGCGCCGAGGCGGCCUUGGCCAAGUACGCCGGGGAGCGGAGGUGGCGCGCCGUCCGGCUGGUCACGGCCGCGUAUUUCGUCGGCUUCGUGCAGCAGAGCAGCAACCCGGCGAUCAAGUUCCUCAGAGAGAAAUUCCUGUCAGGAUUGCUGGCCAGAGUGAUGGUCGACAUGGCCGACUACGACUGCGGAAAGCUGUAGCUCUAUCAUUCCUUCUUCAUGGCAAAACGAGAGCGACGAGAGAAAACGAAUCAGUUAAAACGGCAUCAAUCAAAUCGAUUUGAUGCCUGUAUUUCGACAUUUUGAGUUAAAUAAAGAAAACAGUUUGAUA